Falco peregrinus (peregrine falcon) is the source of this 7025-nucleotide messenger RNA. RefSeq names its product zinc finger MYM-type containing 2 (gene ZMYM2). The record is from RefSeq and is a predicted model, not a curated record. The transcript has 6 exons. The coding region runs from base 326 to 955 and encodes 209 amino acids. Gene Ontology annotation, molecular function: zinc ion binding. Lineage: Eukaryota; Metazoa; Chordata; Aves; Falconiformes; Falconidae.
UGGCCCGGUUCCUCCUCCCCUUCGCUAGCAGCUGCGCUUCGCCCGGGACUGGACCGAGUUAGAGUUGAGACGCCAGAGGAGUAGCGCAGAGUGCGUGCGCUCCCCGCGGGGGGGUCCGUGCCUGCGAGCGGUUGAGAGCCGGGCUCCAGCCCAGUUUGGUGCAGCCUUGGCAGAGACCAACAAGGAGAGGGAGCUCCAUUAGCACAGUGCUUUUGUGGAGGGCAGCAAGUCGAUACAAGACGGGUUCCUCAAAGGAAAGAAAAGUUCUUGGAGCAGCUUAUUAAGGUAAACAGAUUGCAGUGGAUUUCUGGAUGGCAGAUCUGGAAUGGACACGAGUCCUCUGGGAGGAUUAGAACUGUCUGAACAUACUCCUGGUCUACUAGGGAAUACCACCAUGGCAACAGGUCUUGCAAAUGUAGGAAAUACGUUUGGAGGCCCACCAGGUUCUUUAGUAUCUAGACCUAAUAAAUUCCAAAACUCGCCUAUAGAAGAUGACGAUGAUGUAGUUUUUAUUGAACCUAUACAACCUCCGCAAAAUUCUACAUCACUGAUAGCAGAUCAAAGGAAUGUUGUGUUUACAUCAUCAAAAAGUGAAGAACUGCAAGGGAAUGAUUGCAAAAUGCUUCCUCCUCCAAAAGACUUAAAUUCUCAGAAGGGGAGUAUAAGUGAAACUAUUAUUAUUGAUGAUGAAGAAGAUGUUGAAACAAAUCAAGGACAAGAGAAGAAUGCUUCCAGUUUUAACGAACGAAGACUUCCAGAGUGUAAAAAUAGAACCAACGAUACGGAAUUCUCAGCUUCCAGUUUUUCAAGAAGUAAGACCAAGACUGGUGUAGGACCUUUCAAUCCUGGUAGAAUGAAUGUGGCUGGAGAUGUAUUUCAAAAUGGAGAAUCUGUGACUCAUCAUAAUCCUGGAGCAGUAGGUUCAAAAGGAAGCAGGAAAGGUUGUCACAGGUAAAAGGGAAGAAGAAAAAUGCCAAACGAGGAACUGGAAAAAUGACAAAGAACAUAAGAAGAAACAAGAGGGAAGAGGGAAGACAGCUAUAGUGGAAAUGGCUUUUACACAAGAGAAAGCCUGAAACACGGUAGGUGCAGAUCGUUUACAGGUUUUUGUACUUAAAAAGAUGGACAACUUCUCAAGAUAAGAAUUUCAGUUUUCCUCUUUUUGCCUGGAAGUUGCCUCCUUUUUCUUCUAGAAAAUCUUGUCAGUAGAAGUUAACUCUGCCUGUUUGAAACUUUGGCAAUAUGACAGGAAGCAUUUGAUCUUGGAUAUGUUUAGUACGUUCUACACAGUUCCAGUCUGACUGCUAAGGAUAGAUUAAUCUUUCUGGAUCAGUGGUGGUGUUCCAUCUGUUCUGACUUUCAGAUUUUUAAAAUCUUGUCAAUGGACGUGGAGACUCCUGCUUAGUUAAUUUAAGCCUACUGAUGAUAAAAUGCUUUGACUUGUAUGAUUGGAAGAUCAUGGAUUGAAAAAUACUGCUUAUAAUUCAGAAAUAGAAUGUAAGAAGUUGGAUGGGAAACUUUUUUUUCGCACAGGUAUCUCAGCUUUCUUUAGGGAUUUACUAGUUAGCAUUUGCAGAAUGUCAAAACUUUGUGUAAGGAAUUAAUACAUCAAUUUACAGAGCAGUUUUGCAAGUCUCUGAACUAGUCCAUUAUCUGAAGACAUUCUAGAUUGCAUCUUGAACAUUCAUGUUUGCUUCCUAUAUAGAAUAUUUGAGUUUUUAAGUAUUGAAGAUGCAAACACCUAUUGUUUCCAAUACUUCUUUUUUCCCCUCUGUUGUGAAAUUGCUUGGAGGGGGGGAAUUGUAGGUAUAAUAUUAUAAUUACUCCAACCCCCUAGUGCCAAAGAAUGUAGGACAUAACGACAUAUGCAUGUUGUUAGAAAACAGUAGAUCAAAAUUGUUGAUAGUGAGGCUUUGGCAAAUACAUUACAUGUAUUCAUAUUAGAAAUAGCAUGGCCAGCACGGCUAGGGAAGUGAUUGCCCCCCUGUACUGGGCACUGGUGAGGCCGCACCUCGAAUCCUGGGUUCAGUGUUGGGCCCCUCGCUGCAGGAGGGACGUCGAGGGGCUGGAGCGUGUCCAGGCAAUGGGGCUGGGGAAAGGGCUGGAGCACAAGUCCUGUGAGCAGCAGCUGAGGGAACUGGGGGUGUUUAGUCUGUAGAAAAGGAGGCUGAGGGGAGACCUUAUCGCUCUCUACAGCUGCCUGAAAGGAGGUUGUGGCAAGGUGGAUGUUGGUGUCGUCUCCCAUGUGAUAAGUGAUAGGAUGAGAGGAAAUGGCCACCAACUGUGUCAGGAGAGCUUUCUGUUGGAUGUUAGGAAAUCAUUCUUCACUGAAAGGGUGGUCAGGGAUUGCAACAGGCUGCCCAGGGAAGUGCUUGAGUCACCAUCCCUCAAGGUAUUUAAAAGAUGUCUAGAUGUGGUGCUUAGGGACGUGGUUUAGUGGUGGAUUUACUUGGUAGAGUUAGGUUAAUGGUUGAACUCGAUGAUCAUAAGGGUAUUUUCCAACCUAAAUGAUUCUGUGAUUCUGUAUGACGUUUGGAAGACUUCUUCUGGAUCAGUGUUAGUACAUUCCCCUCUGCUAAGUGCUUCUACUGUAUGGGAAGCAGUAGGUGUAUUAGAGAAACUUCUCUCCAACAUAUUAAUUCAGAACUGAAUGUCCCCUGUAAGCACUGGAGGACGUUUGAUAGAUUGGGUUGGGUUGGAACAGAUCUUUCACCUAGUCCAACCACCCCGGCAUGGGCAGGGACAUCUUUCAUUGGAUGAGGUUGCUCAAAGCCCCCCCUGUCCAGCCUGACCUUGAACAGUUCCAGUGAUGGGGCAUCCACAGCUUGCCUGGGCAAGCUGUUCCAGUGUCUUGCCACUUCCAUCAUAAAAUAUUUAUUUCUCAUGUCCAAUCUAAAUCUACCCUCUUCCAAUUUAAAAACGUUGACCUUUCCCUGUCACUACAGGUCUUUGUAAAAUGUCUGUCCCCAUGUCUCUUACAAGCCCUCUUUAUAUAUUGAAAGGCCACAAUAAGGUGUCCCCAGAGCUUUCUCUUCUCCAGACUGAGCAACCCUGACUCUCUUUGCCUUUCUUCACAGGAGAGGUGUUCCAGCCUUCUGUCAUUUUUUGUGGCCCUCCUCCGGACCUGCUCUAACAGGCACGUGUCUGUCUUAUACUGUGGACCCCAGAGCUGGAUGCAGCACUCCAGGUGGGGGUUUCACCAGAGCAGCGUAGAGGGGCAGAAUCACAUCCUCUGACCUGCUGGCACAUUCUUUUGAUGCAGCCCAGGAUAUGGUUGGCUUUCUGGACUGCAAGAACACAUUGCUGGCUCAUGUCCAAUUUCUCAUCUACUAGUAGCCCCAAGUUCUUCUACACAGGGCUGCUUUCAAUCCCUUAAUCCCCCAGUUUGUAUUGAUAUUGAGGAUUGCUCUGACCCAGGUGAAAGACCUUGCGCUUGGCCUUGUUGAGCUUCACAUGGGCCCAUUCCUCAAGCCUAUCAAGGUCUCUGGAUGGCAUCCCUUCCUUCUAGUUUAUCAACUGCACCACUCAGCUUGGUGGUAUCUGUAAACUUGCUGAGGGUGCGCUUAAUCCCACUGCCUGUGUCGUUGAUGAAGAUACUAAAUAGUGUCUUCAUCGCACAUAGGAAUAAAACAACUCCUUACUGGUUUCCACCUGGACAUGGAACCAUUAACUGUUAAUUCUUUGAACGCAACCAUCCAUCCAAUUCCUUAUUCAUCAAAUCCAUGUCUCUAGUUUAGCAGCAAGAAUGUGGAGGACCAUAUCAAAGACCUUAGAGAAGUCUGUGUACAUGAGUUUCAGGUGCUUUUGGACUGAAACGUAGGUUUUAUUUCUCUGAGUGGAAUCUGGUUUUUUUGCAUCAAAACUGCUCCAAAACCAGAACCAAUACCUAGUAAAUUGAGGAUGCAGUUCCACAUUGCCCUGAUAUGAACCAGGUCAUUAAUGCAGAUGUAGCUGACUAUGUUUCAGCAGCUGCAUACCUCUGUAAAACUUUAGUACUGUCUUUCUUCCCAUCUCUGUCCCAAGUUGUGCUGAUAGUUUUUUCAGCUUUUUUUAAAAGGCAUAAUUUUGAGACUUUUUUUUCAAGAUGGCUCCACAAAUGAAUGUUUUGGUGCAAAAGAGAAUAAGGAGUAAUUUAUAGCAGUUUAGAGCAGGAAUGAGUGAGAAAGAAUUGGAACACCCUGAACAGCCGUUAUAGUAAGAAGAAAUGGAAUGUGAGACUGUACAGUCUCAUAAACCUGGCCGUUAAGGAAUUGAAGAUGGGAACCUGAAGGAUGAAGACAUAAGGGCAGUGAGGUGUGGUAACUCAUCAGGAAUCAAACACCGCCUCAGUUCAAGGACAGGAAAAACAGAUUUUACACAUUUGUAGGGAAUGCCAAGUGGGGGAGGUAACAUGGUUAAAAAUCAAGAUGUGAAGAAAAGUCACAAUAUAAAAAUUAAUAUCUAUGAACAUGUGGUGUAGAAGAAGUGAAAGCAAAAAAAAGGGGGCAAGAAACUGUUGUGGUAUGUUUGUAGAAGGAGAAAUGCAACAAAAUGUUAAUGGAGACCACCUGUAGCCUUAAGAUACCAAGGAAAUACUGAAAUAGUGUUGAUGAGGUACUGGGAAGUCAUUAUAAAUUUCAAACCUGAGUUUGCUAGGCUCAUUUGGGUUUUCAUGAGUGGCAGUUGAGUGCUACUGGAUAUAUAAGCAUGUGUAACUUUACUGCAUGUGCUGUAUGUUCCUGGUAAGGGAUGCAGUGUUCUCCCAGCUGAAACCUAUGAGAAAAGAAGAGAAUCUCAAAAUACUUUGAGGUGUUAAGGUACUACUAGGAUAUGAAUAUAUCUGAAGUAGUAGACAUAGCAGUAUAGGAAAGUUUGAAGAGGACUUUCAAUUGGAUUUUAACUUUAAGCUGUGGUGUAACAUACCUUAGUUUGGCAGUAUAGAUACUCAUACCUUCAAAAGUAAUAAUGAUUUCAAGAGGAAUGUGUUUUGUUCUGCUUCCCUUCCCUCUUCCUCUCAUCCCUUUGUUCCAACUCUUAUAUUUACCCAUAAGCAUUACAAUGGGUAAAUUUCCAGUUUGUUUUACAUGUCAGAGAAAUAGGACAGCCUUGGCAGCUACAAAGUCACACUGGAAAAUGAUCUUGUACUUGCUAGAGGAAUGUGUGUUGUUUGUUGCUAUAACAAGGAUUCUUGGAACUUUGUCUCUAAAAUUAAUUGUAAAACUAUGCAGCAGAAUAGGUCGCUAAUAAAACUCUCAUGGGGAAAGACAGGACUUCAGAAAAUAGGAUGAGGGAAGGGUGCUUUCUACUUAAUGAGUGAUUAUGGACCAAGAUAACGUCCCUUACGAACAAGGUAUGGGCAGUUGCUGAAGUCUAUAGGUUAAGGUUUUUGUUAUCUGAAAUUAGAAUUUAAAAUAUUUUUUCUUAUAUUUGGCUGUUAAUACUAGUUGUGAUAACACUCCAGGAAUACACUUGAGUAUUAAGACAUUCAAGACUUGAGUAUUUUUAGUUACGGUAAAUGCUGUGUUUACUCUUUACUUAGAAGUAGUAGCAAAAGUACUACCUAAUACAGUAAUAUUUAUGCAGGUCUUAACUAUUCAGUAACAGUGAAGUACUGUUCUCAAUGCUGGGAGUAAAAAGCUUGAAAGACAAGUCCCAAGUGCUGUGACAGUAUUUGGGAUAGCUGACACAUAUGACUGAAAAUGCGUGUCAGUGUUUUUUAUGAUGGAAGGAUGUUCCUGUUCAGGUUUUAAUUCACGUUUAAGUAAUGUAUGAUUUCUGGCAUUCUUCAGAAGCUCAACUUUCUACAUUCUGAUGAUAGUUAUUUAAAAUGAAAGCUUAUGUUCCGAAGAAAAGCCUAGAAGUUGCAUUUUAUUGGUUUGUUGUGUGGGUUUUUUUUCCCCCCAGAACUGUAUAUUCUGCUCCAAACCAAGAUACCAGGCAUGUCUUUUAACAGAAGCAUGUGAUCUUUCUAGAUGUAUUUCUGGAGAUGUAUUUUUGGUGGAGGAAAAAGUUUUACUGAAGUUCAUGUUAUGCAAGUUACUUUGUAGUGUGUUAUGCUACAAAAGAUUGGGCAGAGGUGACUUGGUUCUCUAGUAGUCUUGUCCAAGAAUACAGAUGGAAGACUGGUGGAAUCUGGAAUAGAGCAAUACGGGUUUGUGUACUGCCAGAACUUAAUAAAAUACUAUUUUCUAGGUUCACUGAUUUCUACUGAGGAAGACUUGGAACUCUCAUGACACUGCCAGUUCGCACAUUAAGUGGUAUUCAUUGUACUGAAAAGGUUAUUGACAAAACCAGGAACACUUACAGGAAUCAGUGACAUAAAUGCAGAUCACAGCUGUGGAGUCACUGUGGUUUGUUCUGGCUGCAGGCUGGACUAGAAAACUAGUAUGGAGAACGGCAAUUCUAGGGUUUAUCACUGAGGCCGGACACAUGAUGCUUGUUAAAACUUUAGAACAAAAUAAGUAAUGAAAAUCUCAGAUUUCAUGUUCUUAGAAAUUUGCGCAGUUUGUAUCUCAAACCUUAGUUUAGAAAUUCCAUGUUCUCUGUUGGUAUCACUUUUUUUUUUUUUUUUACCCCCCCGUUGGUAACCGUGGUUUUGUUUGUCUGAAGAUAAGAUGGCCAGUUUGCAAACCCAGUGCAGUUGAAUGGAGGUCUGAAGAGCAUGUCACUGGAUGUAGGAUGGGACCAUUGAUGGGAACAAUUUGUUCAUGUUCUGAAGCUUUGUAGCAAUGGAGAUUGGUACCAUCAAACAGCAUUUUACUUUAAACCUGCAUUUCUGAAAUCUUUCUUCUGUUAAUUGUCAGUUAAAACAGAAAAAAUAUUUUAUUAUGAUAUAUCUGUGUAUAUUACUAUAUAUAUGUACAUGUCUGUUCACUUUUAUGUUUGGUUGGUUUUUUUGUCUUGAAGAUUCUUGGAUAUCCCAGUCAGCUUCCUUCCCUAGGAAUCAGAAGCAACCAGGUGUGGAUUCCUUGUCACCUGUAGCAUCACUUCCUAAACAGAUUUUCCAGCCUUCUGCUCAGCAGCAGCCUUCUAAACAGGUUAAAGUC